AUGGCAUCUCCCGGCUCCGGCUUUUGGUCCUUCGCGUCUGAAGAUGGUUCCGGGGAUCCCGAGAACCCAGGCACAGCGAGGGCCUGGUGUCAGGUGGCUCAGAAGUUCACGGGCGGCAUCGGAAACAAGCUGUGCGCCCUGCUCUACGGGGACGCUGAGAAGCCGGCGGAGAGCGGCGGGAUCCAGCCCCCGAGGGCCACCUCCCGCAAGGCCGCCUGCGCCUGCAACCAGAAGCCCUGCAGCUGCCCCAAAGCGGGGGUCAACUACGCGUUUCUACACGCAACAGACCUGCUACCAGCGUGUGAUGGAGAAAGACCCACUUUGGCAUUUCUGCAAGAUGUUAUGGACAUUUUGCUUCAGUAUGUGGUGAAAAGUUUCGAUAGAUCGACCAAAGUGAUUGACUUCCAUUACCCCAAUGAGCUUCUUCAAGAAUAUAACUGGGGAUUGGCAGACCAACCACAAAAUUUGGAGGAAAUUUUGAUGCAUUGCCAAACAACUCUAAAAUAUGCAAUUAAAACAGGGCAUCCCAGAUAUUUCAAUCAACUUUCUACAGGCCUCGAUAUGGUUGGAUUAGCAGCAGACUGGCUGACCUCAACAGCAAACACUAACAUGUUCACCUAUGAAAUUGCUCCAGUAUUUGUGCUUUUGGAAUAUGUCACGCUAAAGAAAAUGAGAGAAAUCAUUGGCUGGCCUGGGGGCUCUGGCGAUGGGAUAUUUUCUCCUGGUGGCGCUAUAUCCAACAUGUACGCUAUGCUGAUUGCGCGCUUUAAGAUGUUCCCUGAAGUCAAGGAGAAAGGGAUGGCUGCGGUCCCCAGGCUCAUUGCCUUCACGUCUGAGCAUAGCCAUUUUUCUCUCAAGAAGGGAGCUGCAGCCUUGGGCAUUGGAACAGACAGUGUGAUUCUGAUUAAAUGUGAUGAAAGGGGGAAAAUGAUCCCAUCUGAUCUUGAAAGAAGGAUCCUUGAAGCCAAACAAAAAGGAUUUGUCCCUUUCCUUGUGAGUGCCACGGCUGGGACCACCGUGUAUGGAGCGUUCGAUCCCCUGUUAGCUGUUGCUGACAUUUGCAAAAAGUAUAAGAUCUGGAUGCAUGUGGAUGCAGCUUGGGGUGGGGGAUUACUGAUGUCCCGGAAACACAAGUGGAAACUGAGCGGCGUGGAGAGGGCCAACUCUGUGACGUGGAAUCCACAUAAGAUGAUGGGCGUCCCUUUGCAGUGCUCUGCUCUCCUGGUUAGGGAAGAGGGAUUGAUGCAGAGUUGCAACCAGAUGCAUGCCUCCUACCUCUUUCAGCAAGAUAAACACUACGACCUGUCCUACGACACCGGAGAUAAGGCCUUACAGUGCGGACGUCACGUUGAUGUUUUUAAGCUCUGGCUAAUGUGGAGAGCAAAGGGGACCACCGGGUUUGAAGCACAUAUUGAUAAGUGUUUGGAGCUGGCGGAGUAUUUAUACAAUAUCAUCAAAAACCGAGCAGGUUAUGAAAUGGUGUUUGAUGGAAAGCCUCAGCACACAAAUGUCUGCUUCUGGUAUGUACCUCCGAGUUUGCGUGUUCUAGACAACAAUGAAGAGAAAAUGAGCCGCCUCUCUAAGGUGGCUCCAGUGAUUAAAGCCAGAAUGAUGGAGUAUGGGACCACAAUGGUGAGCUACCAGCCCUUGGGAGACAAGGUCAAUUUCUUCCGCAUGGUAAUCUCAAACCCUGCAGCAACUCACCAAGACAUUGACUUCCUGAUUGAAGAAAUAGAACGCCUUGGACAAGAUUUAUAA
Messenger RNA from Balaenoptera ricei (Rice's whale), 1758 nucleotides. RefSeq names its product glutamate decarboxylase 2 (gene GAD2). Lineage: Eukaryota; Metazoa; Chordata; Mammalia; Artiodactyla; Balaenopteridae. Gene Ontology annotation, molecular function: pyridoxal phosphate binding; glutamate decarboxylase activity. The coding region runs from base 1 to 1758 and encodes 585 amino acids. The transcript is spliced from 16 exons. The record is from RefSeq and is a predicted model, not a curated record. Gene Ontology annotation, biological process: GABA shunt. Gene Ontology annotation, cellular component: cytoplasm.